Prunus avium (sweet cherry) is the source of this 1736-nucleotide messenger RNA. The record is from RefSeq and is a predicted model, not a curated record. NCBI's taxonomy places the organism in Eukaryota, Viridiplantae, Streptophyta, Magnoliopsida, Rosales, Rosaceae.
AACCAAGUGGGCCCCUCAAAGGGAUCUCAAAUAUAAUUAAUUUCUAAUUCUAUGAGUAAGCUUUCCCUCUUCCAAUUUCAGUAAGCCAAAAAAAAGUUCCAAUUCAGGCUACCGUUACUCCCUAUAAACCCAACCCACCAAGGAAGCUGUGCUUCAGUCUUAGGUCUCAGACUCAGACACACUCUCUCUCAGACCAUGACUGUUGCUACUGUAGCCACAACCCACACCAAGAAGCUCGUGAAGCUCGGCCGGUCUCUCUUCCGCUGGGGAUUUAACUCCUCCAAAUGCAAAAUGCAAGCGAAGAUGGCGGUGGCUAGGAUAAAGCUACUGAGGAACAAGAGACAGGUGGUGGUGAAGCAGAUGAGGCGUGACAUCGCCUUGCUCCUCCAGUCAGGUCAAGACGCCACUGCUCGAAUCCGGGUUGAACAUGUGAUCAGAGAGCAGAAUGUUUUGGCUGCAAAUGAGUUCAUUGAGCUUUUCUGUGAAUUAGUAGUGGCCAGACUUUCUAUCAUUGCAAAGCAAAGGGAAUGUCCAGCUGAUCUCAAAGAAGGGAUUGCAAGUUUAAUGUUUGCAUCCCCAAGGUGCUCUGAGAUUCCAGAACUAGUGGAGCUUCGGAAUAUUUUUGAGAAAAAAUAUGGAAGAGAUUUUGUAUCUGCCGCUGUUGACCUACGACCCAGCUGUGGUGUAAACCGCAUGCUGAUUGACAAGCUCUCUGUUAGAACCCCUACGGGUGAAGUAAAGUUGAAACUCCUGAAGGAGAUAGCCAAGGAAUACCAGGUUGAGUGGGAUACAUCAGAAUCUGAACAGGAGCUUCUCAAACCUCCAGAAGAGCUUAUUCAAGGACCGAGCAAUUUUGUUAGUGCUACCAGCAUGCCUUUGCAGGCUCAAUCUGUCGAGCCUAAUAAGCCAGACACCAGUUCACGCAGAACAAGUGGCGGUGGAGAAAGGGGAUCCGUUCAGCCCAAUAAGCCAGGCACCAGCUUUUCACGCAGAACAAGUAGCGGUGGAGAAAGGGGACAUAUGCAUUUUGCAGACUCGGCCUCAGCUGCUGAAGCAGCUGCAAAAUCUGCAAAUGAUGCAAUGGCUGCUGCACAAGUUGCUGCAUAUCUGGCCAACAAAGACUUCAGUCAAGCACCUCAAGUUCCUCUAAGCGUCAAUAAUGGAUUUGGAACCCCUUCUGGCCAUUCCACUGGCCACUUCAUGCCAGAUGGUCCACCAGUUGAUUCUCAGAAUAUGGAUCACCAAUCUCAAGCUUGUGGAAUUGAUAGGUCUCAUUCUUCAAGAAAUGAGGAAACAGUGCUUAGCCAUGGAGAUGAGAAGAAAUUCGUCUACAGGAGAUACAGCUAUAAUGCCCCAUCAGAACAUUCAGAUAUUAGGUUUGAUGAAUCAGACUGUGAUGAAGAAGUUGAACUGGGGGCACCUCCUAGUGGCUUUCAUCAAGCACCUGAGCGUCCUCCACCACCCCUACCUUCAGCAGCUACGAUUUCUGGAGUUCAUCCGAAAUUACCGGAUUACGACGCACUUGCUGCCCGCUUUGAUGCCCUUAAGUUUCGCAAGCCAACCUAAUGUCUAGAUUUUGCUUCUGCGUCAGUUUUGGCUUGCUUGUAUAAUUCAUAUAUAUACAUAUUUCGAAUCACAAACCAACAUUAUGUCUAAAUUCCUUGUGCACCAAUUUUGGGUUGCUUGUAUAAUUCAUAAUAUACAUGGUGGAUGCUUGUCAUUCUAUCAUUUUGAUA